GUCUCCUCUCAGCCAAUCAGCGCAGCCCGGGCUGUGUUCUCCUCAUCUCGCUUGUUUUGGGCCGAGCAGUGCUGUGUGCUGGGAAUGAACGGUGUGCUGUUCUGUAUGGAAGCUGCAUGUCACCGGAGCUGGGGUCCUGACACAAGCAGGGUGGAACUCCACUUUAAUAGUCAGCCGUGUUAGUCAUAAAUACCUUUUCCAUGCAGUAGACAAAUACAGUAUCUCACAAAAGUACUGGUCAUCAUAAUGGACUCUCUAAGAAAAUGCAUUUGUUUGAGAAGCAUCUGCCUAUGGACAGUCUACAUCGCUGUGGCUGUUUGCGUGCUGCCUGUAGAAGCUGACAUUAUAGCGUAUGCUUCAGACAAUGACACCCGAACGUUUGAGGACCUUGCAGCAAGGUUUGGCUACAGGCUUCCCAGUGAUGGCUUAAAGGGGUUUCUGGUAUCCUCUAAACCAGAGAAUGCUUGCGAGCCCAUUUCUCCUCCACCAGUGCAGAAGGACAACAGCUCGAGUGUCUAUGUGGUGCUUAUCAGGAGACUGGACUGUAACUUUGACAUUAAGGUGUUGAAUGCUCAGAGAGCUGGAUACAAGGCUGCUAUUGUUUACAAUGUGGACUCCGAUGAACUCAUCAGCAUGGGGUCCAAUGAAGUUGACAUUCAGAAGAAAAUUGACAUUCCAUCAGUGUUUAUUGGAGAGUCUUCGGCACGAAUAUUACAGGAAGGAUUUACCUGGGAUAAAGGAGCCCAUCUUUUGUUAGUUCCUGAAGCUGCCAUGCCACUGGAAUACUACUUGAUACCAUUCCUAAUCAUAGUCGGGAUUUGUCUGGUGCUCAUUGUCAUUUUUAUGAUCACCAAGUUUGUGCAAGAUCGUCAUAGAGCACGAAGGAACCGACUGGGCAAGGAUCAGCUGAAAAAACUUCCCAUACAUAAAUUUAAGAAAGGUGAUGUAUAUGAUGUAUGUGCUGUCUGCCUGGAUGAAUAUGAAGAAGGAGAUAAGCUACGAGUAUUGCCCUGCUCUCACGCCUAUCACUGCAAGUGUGUUGACCCAUGGCUAACAAAGACAAAGAAGACCUGUCCUGUGUGCAAACAGAAGGUUGUCCCAUCCCAAGGGGACUCUGACUCAGAUUCAGACAGCAGCCAGGAAGAUAACGAUGUCUCCGAAAAUACUCCAUUGCUUCGUCCCACACCUUCUGCCAGUACUCAGUCAUUCGGGGCCAUAUCCCAGUCUCACUCACAGCAGAGCAUAGCGGAGUCUUCCUCUGAGGAGGAUGAUGACGACGCAGAUGACAGUGACAGUAGCGAUGAAGAACAUAAUACACAAAGUGUUGUGGUCCAGUUGCAGCACAACAUGGAUCGGGAGUCCAGAGAGAGAAACACUGUAUGAGCCAUGACUGGAGAAUUGCUAAGUGCUUGUCAAUCAUUUAGGAUGCUAGAUUUCAUUUUUUCCAAAAUAAAGUCUGUGGCAACAGACCGACCGCAGCUCCCUAGCUAGCUUCAUCAGACCGCAAGGCUGAUAUACUGUGUAAUGUACAGAGUAUUUAAAAUGUAAAGCUGCUAUGUGAAAGUUGCUUUAGUUCUUCUCUUGGACACUAAGUCACAAACAUGGACUCUACCCUGCAAUACUUGCAUGGUUUUCUCUCUGCACCUUAACAUCUCUGGAGCUUGGGGCACCAAAUUUUAUUAGACAUUUUACUGGUGCAGCAUUUACUUGUACACGCCUUGCUAUGCACAUUGGACUUGUUCUUUUAAAGCUGGCUUUAAUCUAAUUAUGCAGAAAUCAGUAAGCUACAGAAGGCAGACAUAUGGCCUGUGUAACCCAGUGACAUUUGGCCUGGUAACUUUCAGGUUUACAGUAACAUAGGUCAAAUGAAACAAAUACAAAUGUCUGCAAGAAAAACAUUCUUUAAAAUGCAGAUGUUUUCAGGAUCUGGAAGAAAAGUGUUUUGUUGAAGCUAAUCAUCUCUUGAAAAGUAUAUUUUUUUGUUUUUUGACUUUGUAUAGAUUAUCUGGAACAUAUGCACAAUAAGCUGAAGCUUAUUAAAUUCAUGAACAGUAUGUAUUCACUGUAUGAUGAUAUGAACGCUGUUGUAUCAAUAUAGAAAGUCCUUAUAAAGUGUGUAAAGGUUUUUUAUAUCACACGACUUGAAGUCUAAAAAUAAAAUUUGAUUUCUCACCUGAUAAGGUAUGUAGAAUA
Messenger RNA from Rana temporaria (common frog), 2193 nucleotides. It is a transcript of the gene RNF13, whose product is annotated as ring finger protein 13. The record is from RefSeq and is a predicted model, not a curated record. Gene Ontology annotation, molecular function: ubiquitin protein ligase activity. The coding region runs from base 247 to 1383 and encodes 378 amino acids. Gene Ontology annotation, biological process: protein ubiquitination; positive regulation of DNA-templated transcription; ubiquitin-dependent protein catabolic process. The transcript is spliced from 11 exons. Gene Ontology annotation, cellular component: cytoplasm; nucleoplasm. Lineage: Eukaryota; Metazoa; Chordata; Amphibia; Anura; Ranidae.